Nylanderia fulva is the source of this 1113-nucleotide messenger RNA. The record is from RefSeq and is a predicted model, not a curated record. NCBI's taxonomy places the organism in Eukaryota, Metazoa, Arthropoda, Insecta, Hymenoptera, Formicidae.
AUGGACGUCUUAUGGACGUCCACUGGCGUUGCAAACGGACGUACACUGGACGUCCUUUGUAUGUUUGCUGCAGUUAAUAUGGACGUCCGAUGGACUGAAAGAAAUAAUUUUCGUAUAAUACGAAAAUUUUUACGAGACACUCAAAAUCCGUUUGAUAUUCCGGAGAAAAGAUUUCAAGAAGUAUACAGAUUAUCUCGAGAGGCGUUAUGUGCCAGUUUACAUCCAUAUAUGCCCGAGGGAAAGAAACCAACAGCAAUUCCUUCCGAAUUAAAAAUCUUAGCGACAUUAAAUUUCUUUGCUUCUGGUUCAUAUCAACGGCGAGUCGGCCAAGAUUUUUUAUCUUGUAUGUGCCAAGCGUCAAUAUCUGGAGCAAUUCAUAGUGUUGUAGAAGCACUUAAUCAUAUCAUGAGACAUUGGAUUAAGUUUCCAACGGAACAUCAUGAUAUCGAACUUAUUAAAAGACAAUUUUGGCUUUAUUAUAGAUUUCCAGGUGUAAUAGGUGCUGUUGAUGGCACUCACAUAGCAAUUUGGCCUCCAAACAAAGAACGAGAACAUUUAUAUAUCAACCGAAAACUAUAUCAUUCAUUAAACGUUUUGAUAAUUAGUGAUUUAAAUGGAAAAAUACUUGCCGUAAAUAGUGGCCAUGGAGGAAGAACUCAUGAUGCACGUGUUUGGAAUGCGUCCCAUAUUUCAUUGCAUUUACAACAACAGUUUCAAAAUGGACAAAGAAAUACUUGGCUAUUAGGAGAUUCCGGAUAUCCCCUAUUACCUUAUUUAAUGACGCCAAAAUUAAGGCAACCGGAAGGAUCACCUUCAGCUCGUUAUACUAAUGCUCACGUAAGGGCUCGAUCAUGUGUAGAAAGAGCUAUUGAAAUGUUAAAAGGACGAUGGAGAUGUCUUAGGAAAGAAAGAGUAUUACAUUAUUCGCCACAGUUCUCAGCUCUUAUUGUAAAUGCUUGUUGCGUGGUCCAAAUAUUGCAAAUUAUCAAGAGACACGAAAUGUAUUAUGACGAGAUAGACGAACAGGAAAGAAAUAUGCCAAUAUACGACGUAGCACAAAAUGUAAAUGGGAAUGAAAUUCGAGAACAAAUUAUACGGCGAUAUUUUACUUAA